Saccharomyces kudriavzevii IFO 1802 is the source of this 765-nucleotide messenger RNA. RefSeq names its product N-terminal L-serine N(alpha)-acetyltransferase NatD (gene NAT4). The record is from RefSeq and is a predicted model, not a curated record. The transcript has a single exon. Gene Ontology annotation, molecular function: histone H2A acetyltransferase activity; histone H4 acetyltransferase activity; protein N-terminal-serine acetyltransferase activity. Lineage: Eukaryota; Fungi; Ascomycota; Saccharomycetes; Saccharomycetales; Saccharomycetaceae. The coding region runs from base 1 to 765 and encodes 254 amino acids. Gene Ontology annotation, cellular component: nucleus.
AUGUUCAAAAAGUUCUUGAGUAUUUGCAUCGACGAGUUUCCUGAGACCCUCGAGUACACGGAAAGCAACGAAAACGCCACCGUCGUCACCACUACCGUCUUGAAACGGGAGAUUAUGUAUAUUCCUGAGGAAAACGGAGAGGUUGACAGCAUUGACGGCCCCCAGUGCACGAACUAUAAUCUGCACAAAUCUCACGGUGACCACGUGCUCGACUCAUGUGUGCAAUUAGUGGACGAGCACCUGGGCGACAAGUACCGCCGGGCCUCGCGCACCAUGUACGGCAACCGGAUACCGUGGAAGGCGAACAAGCUCGCAGAGAUGAAAAGUGCGGGCCUCUUGUAUGUCAGUUACUGGGGCAACGGUGCGUUGGGCGCGUUUGCCUCAUUCAUGCUCACCGAGGAAACCGGUCUCGUCGAGGGCGAUGCCGCACAUGAGGUCAGCGUGCCCGUGAUCUACCUUUACGAAAUACACGUAGCUCAUGCGCACCGCGGUCACGGGCUCGGUCGGCGGCUAUUGGAACGCGCGCUGUGCGAGGGCGUAGCCCGACGUGUCCGGCGCGUUCGCUGCGAUUUUUUCGGCGUCGCGCUUACCGUAUUCGGCGAUAACACGCGAGCCCGGCGGCUGUACGAAGCAAUAGGAUUUUGCCGUGCUCCGGGAUCACCCGCACCAGCUGCGCCUGCUCUACGUCCAACACGACAUGGCAGAAAACGUGUUGUCGUGGCACGCGAUCCGCUGUAUUACGUGUAUUGCCUUCACAUGCCGUGA